Molecule: messenger RNA, 3117 nt
Organism: Cheilinus undulatus (humphead wrasse)
Lineage: Eukaryota; Metazoa; Chordata; Actinopteri; Labriformes; Labridae
Gene: pdzd11
Product: PDZ domain containing 11
Exons: 6
Coding region: 265-711 (148 amino acids)
Biological process (GO): maintenance of epithelial cell apical/basal polarity; protein localization to basolateral plasma membrane; neurotransmitter secretion
Cellular component (GO): synapse; basolateral plasma membrane; cell-cell junction
Molecular function (GO): protein binding
Source: RefSeq, a predicted model, not a curated record
GUAAAUGCAGCUUUUUAAGGUAUUUUUCAAUAAGAGAGCAUAGCAGUCAGACGUUAGCUAGCAUUAGCGUUAGCUUGCAUUUCGGUUGUAGCUUUAUGUUGAUUUUAGAGAGGUCAUUGAAGCUUUUCCUAUUAUCAGAACUAAGCAGAAGUAUGUUCAUGCUUGUCGACAUUUUAUGUCGACUCAUACUGAAAGUGGAAGUAACUAGUCAUUAACUAUGCUGUAACUGACACUGUAUAGUCAUUUUGGGAUCAAGUAAACCAUAUGAUAAUGGCAGAAACAAUGGAUCAGAAGAUUCCUUAUGAUGACUACCAGCUCCCGGUGGUGUUCCUGCCCUCCUAUGAAAACCCUCCAGCAUGGAUACCCCCUCAGGAGCGUGUGCAUCAUCCUGACUACAACAAUGAGCUCGCUCAGUUUCUGCCUCGUACAAUCGUGUUGAAGAAACCUCCAGGAGCACAGCUGGGCUUCAACAUCCGUGGGGGAAAGGCGUCACAGCUGGGAAUCUUUAUAUCCAAAGUGGUUCCAGACUCAGAUGCCCACAGAGCAGGACUACAGGAGGGAGACCAGGUUCUUUCUGUGAAUGAUGUGGAUUUCCAAGACAUAGAGCACUCAAGGGCUGUAGAGAUUCUGAAAACUGCACGGGAAAUUCUGAUGAGGGUCCGCUUCUUUCCAUACAAUUAUCAGCGACAAAAGGAGAGGACCGUACACUAGGUGGCAGCAAAGCGAGCAGAGGAAGAGAGAUGUGGACAGAUUCGUCACUGCACGUCAGCACCCUCCUCCCACAGACUCUGGCCUCCAUUCUGCCUCAGCCUCAAGAUGACUGAUGCAUGACUAACAGAAUCAUUCAAACCCCUCCAUGUAAGGACAACAUCUACUCAGCUUUAUCCAUGUUUUUUCUCUCACUGAGGGAUCUGAUCAAUCUCUCAUCUAUUGUGACUCAAUGUGAUCAGGGUUUAUCGACAGAAGGCCCCUUUAUAGUUUCUUUGAAUGUAGAGAAUUAUGACCUGAGGCUUAGAGGACAUUUUACAUUAUAAAUUAUGUAACUGAUGCAUACUUUUCAGCCAAGCAUAACAUUUAAAUCUCCUGCAUAAUUUAAUUAAGCACUGCUUAAUUCAGUCCAACCACUAUUGAAUGUUUGUGCUGUGGUCAAAGAAUUAUAUCUUAAUCAAAUACCGAUUUUCAUUUGUUUAAUCAGUAAAAGUCUUUAUAAUACUAAUAUAGAGGCAUACUUUAGUUAUUAUCCGUUACUGCUUAACAAAGCUAAUUAAUGCUUAUUCUAACGUUAAGCAUAUUUUAAAUGACACUGCGUUACAUUGUUGACCACUAUAAACUACACACAGUUAUUAUCUUUGACUAUCUGAUAAAUUAAACCUUCACAAAAGGAGGAUUAGUUGCAGGGCUGUGGUGUGAGACUGCAGUGGUUUUAGCAGGGUUUACAACGUUGUCGUCCAAGUGAGUUUUUGUAAUUGUAAACUGUAAAGUCUGCCGUAAACUGUAAAUAUGACACACAGCCAGUAUGUGUACAUGCAGCCAGAAAAAGUUGAAUAACUUGUUUACUUCUUAAACCGUACUUUAAAGAUUCAUGCAAUAUGCUUGGAUCGUGUGGUUGGAGACUCUUCACUUUUGAAUCUGUACAUCUCAGUCAAACCAGACUGGCCCAGGCGUCGUGCGAAUGAUUCAAAGCCUCCACACUGGGAUUUGACCUGGUACUUUAACAGCAUAAAUGCUAAGCAUGGCAGGAGUUGCAUUGUCAUCUACCUUACAGUUAGGGUUGAAUGAUUUGGGAAGAAAAGCUAUUUGCAGUUUUUUUCAAUACUGCAUUUAAGAGUUAUCAUCCAAUUACGUUUUUAAGUUCCUCAUUUUAUUAAUUGUCAACAAACAAAAGUAAAAAAAUCCUUCUACAUUUUAACCAAUUCAAUAUUAGAUUUAACAUUAACUGUUCCUUCUUGUAGGCCAGGUCUGUAUGUUAGGGUGUCAUAACAUGAUGCAUGAAUCAGUAUGAAUGAUAUCACUUUAUUUAUCUUCUUCAAUUGCAGUAAUAAAUUUACUAAUUUGUUUUUUAUUUAUUUGAAGCCUUGUUGCAGUCAUCAUCAUCAUAUCAUCAUCAAACUAGAGCUGAACGAUUUUACAAAAAAAUAUCUGUAAAUUUUGACUCAUUUUGCAGAUGCAGUGUGAGUUGUUGCAUAGAAGGGAAUGUUCAGUUUUAAUUCAUUCUCAUUUGAAGUAAGAAAAAAAAAUCCAAAAAUAAGUAAAGUAUUUUUGGAAUUCUUGGAGAAAAUUUUAUGUUUUAAUGUUUGCAUGAUGUGUGGAGCGUAACAUCUCUGCUGCAUCAAGUUGCGUUGACUAUUUUUUUACACAUUUCAGGUCAAAGAAAUAUUGCUACUUCUGUGUUUUGUAAAUUGCAGAAGGAUCUAAUGCACUUUAAUCUAAAAUCCAAUGAACUGCCCAGCCUUACUUGCAAUACGAACAGAAGCUAGACCAGGGAUGGGCAACUAUGAUUACCAACAGGACAACAUAAAUUUUCCUCCCACGACAAAGGGCAACAUUUUUGUACAUUUUUGUAUAUUUUAAAUUUGACCCUGUGAUAAUGAAUAAUUUAGAGUAUAGAGCUUUUAUGAUAGUUAUUAUACCAACAUUUGUAACAUUAAAUUUAAGUGAAAAUUAAAAAUGGUUGAUUGAAUGUGUAAAACGUAAAAUUAGAUCAAUUUAAAGCUACAAUUUUAAUGCAGUGAACAUAAUGGACAUUUUGUUGUAUUUUACUUCUUAAAAUACAUUUAGUGAUGCAUUAAAAAGAAGUUUGACAGGGAUCAUUUAAGCCAUAUCUGCUAAGUUUCUGCAAAGAACUAAACAUAUACCAAUAAUCAAAUAUUGUAAGAGAAAUUUAAAUGUUUUCCUCAUGUUUAUAAGUGAUGGUUUUUUAAAUUAACUUGAAGGCUGCAUAUGGCACCCAGGUCAUCAUUUGCCCACACCCCAGUGAGUCAUAUGGCAUUCAUAUUAGGGAUGCACAAUAUUUUAAUAGAUUUUUGAGGAUAUCUGAUAUGCUGAAAUUUGGGGAACAAUUUUAGCCAAUAUCAGUAUUAAAACAGAUUUUUAAAUGUUGUUCAGACCUUAAAUUUA